Acaulospora colombiana is the source of this 1199-nucleotide messenger RNA. The record is from the annotation of a GenBank genome assembly. NCBI's taxonomy places the organism in Eukaryota, Fungi, Glomeromycota, Glomeromycetes, Diversisporales, Acaulosporaceae.
GCUGGGUCCUCAAGAAUAGAUUAAUGGAUGACAAGAGAAGUCGUGCCGUGAGCGAAGAAUGGAUAGAAUGGAUUUUUAUUGAUGAAUCAAAUACCAUCAAUUCACCUCCAAUUCAGCCUUUAAGUUCUCAUCCAACUCCGGACCCCGAAAUUUUCAAAAAAAUCGUCGUCCCGUUUCCACCAAAGAUAAAUCCGCCGGACUUGAUUCGACGUAAUAAGAAGAACGGUGAACUACUAUCACGCGCCACCAACAAGUUUUUGAUAUAUCGAAAUGAGUUUUCCAAGGAAUUAUCGAAACAACUCGAGUCCUGUGGUUGCAGCAAACUGUCCAUGAGGGACGUAUCGAGAAUGGCAGCGAUGGCAUGGAAAAAUGAGCCGAGGAAGGUGAAGAGGAAGUAUGAGGACAUUGCGAGGGAAGUUGAGACGAUUCAUGUGAAAUUGCUGAUAUCCAGUCCCAGCUAUCAAAGUUGGGGAGAAAACUAUUUGAACAAUCAAAAUGACGUCACCAGCAAGAAGGAUAACGGUUGUGUCGGGUCAACGCCAACGAAUGCUUCUGUGAAGUCAUCCUCGCUGCCUAGCUCCGUCUCUUCGGUGUCCGCACCAUAUCACCAUCACCGCAACAACCCUUCGACGAGCAUCAGGUACACACCAUACGGUCAUGCGCUCGCUCCACACGCCACGGUUCGUUCUCAGCAGCAUGCCAUCACCCCGUCUCCCCAACAAUCGCCUUCUGCCACCGUGCCCUCGAAUUAUCAUCACAGCGAGCACCAUUACACCACGAUGCUACAGCCCCAACCUCCCCAGCAUCACCAGACCUCAAUCGCCGAUUACACGACCCCUCACCAAUCCUCCCUAUACUUCCUGGAAGAUUCGAAUCCAGCUCCAACCCCCGUCCCCAAUUCCGGAUCCAAUCACUCUGGCCACAACAAUCCGCACUUUCUGCCGUACGAAUACUUCCCACAACUGAAUCAGGAGGUUCAUCAGAACAACUCAAGUUCACUGAUGAACAGUUCUCCUUUGAUGCAAAAUCUAAAUUCCUCUUCACUACCGAGAUUCAAUAAUGUGACACUGGGAUUACCGAUGUUGUCAACAUCCGACACAGACGACUCUGGGAUGUUCAGCAAUGAAUCGUCAAUUGGCAAUUCUUUGAGCAAUUCGCCGGUAAAUUUCCCAUGCGAGUUAUCCGAGUGGCAAUAUUAA